Messenger RNA from Stegostoma tigrinum, 2013 nucleotides. RefSeq names its product di-N-acetylchitobiase-like. Gene Ontology annotation, biological process: carbohydrate metabolic process; chitin catabolic process. Gene Ontology annotation, cellular component: extracellular region. The transcript has 7 exons. NCBI's taxonomy places the organism in Eukaryota, Metazoa, Chordata, Chondrichthyes, Orectolobiformes, Stegostomatidae. The record is from RefSeq and is a predicted model, not a curated record. The coding region runs from base 232 to 1356 and encodes 374 amino acids. Gene Ontology annotation, molecular function: chitinase activity; chitin binding.
GAUUCUAUGACUAUGAUUCAAUGUUGAAUGUUGUCCACGAGGGAACGAAAGGAGGAAAGGGACUUCUGUACAAAGUUACAUUUGCCGGGCAAGUGUUUGCGUCAGCAUUUUCUCGUUGUCACACUAACUGAAAUAGAGAUAGAGAGCCAGGAGGUGGCAUCAUCACUCACAUAAGGUUCGGUAUAAAUAACGCAUCUCGCUGCGUCUGAUAGAUCUUCGUCCCCGCCCGAGAUGAUGCGCUGGAGUUUAGUAUCGGCGCAGCUUGUGGCGGUUCUGGCCUUGGGGACGCGCCCAGGCUCCGGGAUUGAACCCAUCGGUUUCUGCCCAUGUUCAUCCCUGGAACUGUGCAGGCAUCUGCCCGAGAGAUAUCAGUAUCGAGUCGAGGCUGUUGUCUUUGAUAAUACAGGACCUGAAUGGAAACAUUACGACUGGUCGAAGAUUACGACAAUUGUGGUUACACAUGGUCAUCCCUCUGAACUUCUGUGUCAUGCUCAUGCAAAUGGGGUUCGGGUUGUCUGGAAAGUUAAUGUGGAACGGAAUAUUUUGGGAGAUGUAUCUCAACGAAAUGAAUGGAUUAAUCAGAAUUUGAUUUUCACAAAGCGUCAGUUUCUGGACGGACUGCAUCUGGAACUAUCCGAGCAUGCUUCAAAUGUUCAAGGACUGCACAAGCUUGUCGUACUGGUUAAAAAUGUCUUCAGAAAGAAAUUAUCUGGAUCUCAGGUCUCAUUGAGUAUUCCUUGGACUCCAGACUGUACAGGUGGUGAGUGCUAUGAUUACACAUCGUUAGCACAGUCCUGUGACUUUUUAUAUGUGAGGGCCUAUGACAUGCAACGUGAAAUGAGGGACGAUUGCUUUGCGAAAGCAAAUGCUCCCUAUGAUGAGACAUUAUCAGGUCUAUCUUAUUAUAUCAAGCUGGGUGUGGAUCCCAAAAAGCUUGUACUUGGACUCCCAUGGUUUGGUUAUGACUACUCUUGUGACCAUUUCUAUGAGCCUGGAAGAUGCAAAUUGAAAGUAUUUCCUUUUGAAAGUGUUUCGUGCAGCUCUCCAGUUGUAGAGCAGGUGGAAUACAAACAGAUCAUGCAGAUGUUGCCCAGAUCAAUCACUGGCAGAUACUGGGAUGAUAACUACAAAUCCCCGUAUUUUGUUUACAAGGAUAAAGAUACUUACCAUGAGGUCUGGUAUGAUGACCCAGAGAGUCUUUCAUUAAAGUCAUCUAUUGUGAAGAAAUUAAAACUUGGUGGUAUCGGGGCCUGGUUUGGAAAUAGCCUAAACUACAGCGCGAAUCCGACAGCAGCAAUGCAAACCGAAGACAUGUGGAAUGCUCUCUGCCCGAUCAGAUUAAAAUGGAGAACUUGAACCAUUAAUCUUCACACAAUUUAAAUCUUAGUGAGCUAGUUUCCAACAUUUAAAAAAAAUGAAAUAAAGUAAUGUAGAUGUAAGGAACAGAUUAUACACCUUAUGUAAAUAGUUUAGUUUUGCAAAGGUGUCAUGCAAGAAGAUGGAAAAAAAAUGAGGAACUCUAACAUGAGAAGACCUCAGUGCACUUGAUCAAUUAUUGAAAUGAAGAAUGUCCCUCUCUUUACAGAUAGCAGUAUGUCAUCACUGCUAAAAUUCAAGUGGAAUUGUAUCCGAUAAUUAGUACUAUCCUUAAAAUCAGGACUUGUGAUCUUCAGAUAACCAAGUGUGGAGCUGGAUGAACGCAGCAGGCCAAGCAGCAUCUCGGGAGCACAAAAGCUGAUGUUUCGGGCCUAGACCCUUCAGUAGAGCAUCUUGUGAUCUUCAGAAUUUUGUUUACCCCAUCUAUAUUCUUCUUCCAUCCAUAAUCUGUCAAACCAUCUAUCUUUGUCUGUUUUAAUUGUGAAUGAGGCAAUUUGGAUUUUUGCAGCGGUAUAGUUCAAGUUAUGUGGCAGCAGUUUAGGAACCUUUUCUUUCCUCUGCCAUUUGUUGAAAUCAUGUGCCGCAAUAAAUAUUUCCUGUAAAUGAUGUAACCCGUUAUGAUCUCGCUUCAUUGAC